Rhinichthys klamathensis goyatoka is the source of this 1406-nucleotide messenger RNA. Its product is annotated as E3 ubiquitin-protein ligase TRIM21-like. The record is from RefSeq and is a predicted model, not a curated record. NCBI's taxonomy places the organism in Eukaryota, Metazoa, Chordata, Actinopteri, Cypriniformes, Leuciscidae. The coding region runs from base 1 to 1404 and encodes 467 amino acids. Gene Ontology annotation, molecular function: zinc ion binding; protein binding. The transcript is spliced from 7 exons.
AUGUCACAAAAAAGGACGCAUUCCCCCACUGGUGAAGAAAAAGGAAAAAAGAAGAAACCAGAGGAAGAGAUGAAACGGCAACAUAAAGCCAUGGCGUCCUCCCGUGAUCCUCCAGUGUUCUGUGACAUCUGUGAUGAAAGAAAGCAGAAAGCUGUGAAGACCUGCCUGACGUGUCAAAGCUUUUACUGUGACUCUCAUCUGGAGCCUCAUCACAGAGUCCCGCGUCUAAAGAAACACACACUGAUCAACGCUGUGGAAAAUCUGGAGGAUUAUAUAUGCCAGAAACACGAGAGACCUCUGGAGCUGUUCUGUAGAGAUGAUCAGACGUGUGUUUGUCUGUCCUGCACUGAAGGAGAACACAGGACUCACAACACUGUUCCUAUAGAGGAGGAGAGUCGAGAGAAGAAGACUGCCGUUUGUCAGAUGAUCCAGGACAGAAUAAAGAAGAUUCAAGAGAUCCAGCACUCAGUAGAGCUGGGAAAGAAAAACACAGAGAAAGAUAAAUCCCCCAGUGAUAUGAUUUUCAAUGUUCUGAUUGGCUACAUUGAGAGAUGUCGGUCUGAUCGGAUGGAGAUGAUAGAGGGACAGCAGAAAGCAGCAGAGAAACAGACUGAAGAUCUCAUUAAAGAGCUGCAGCAGGAAAUCACUGAGCUGAAGCAGCUCUCACACACUGACGAUCAUCUCCAUCUCAUACAGAUGAGCUCAUCCUUGUACAGUCGUCCCCACACCAAGAACUGGACUGAGAUCAGGAUUGACUCUGGUGUGAACUCUAUGUAUAGAGCUCUUGCUCAACUGAAGAAAACUCUAGAUACAAUAAUGGAAAAACUCAGUCCAACAGGGUUGAAGUUUGUACAGAACUAUGCAGUGGAUGUGACUCUGGAUCCUGAUACAGCGAAUCCAUAUCUCAACCUGUCUGAUGAUGGAAAACAAGUCAGUUGUGGAGACAUUGAGCAGGACGUCCCAAAAAACCCAAAGAGAUUUGAUGUGGUUUGCUGUGUUCUGGCAAAGCAGGGAUUCAGUUCAGGGAGAUUUUACUAUGAGGUGCAGGUGAAGGGAAAGACUAAGUGGGAUUUAGGAGUGAUCAGAGAAUCCAUUAACAGGAAGGGGACGAUCAGACUGAGUCCUGAUAAUGGAGUCUGGACUGUGAUUUUGAGGAAUGAAAAUGAAUAUUUUGCUUGUGAAAAUUCAUCUGUCUCUUUAUCUCUGAGAGUGAAACCUGAGAAGGUUGGUGUGUUUGUGGAUUAUGAGGAGGGUCUGGUCUCUUUUUAUGACGUGGAGUCCAGAUCUCAUCUCUACUCUUUCACUGCUCAGACUUUCACUGACAAACUCUAUCCAUUUUUUAACCCAUGCCCCAAUGGUAAAGGUAAAAACUCAAACCCACUGAUCAUCACUCCUGUCAGUUAAAA